Ipomoea triloba (trilobed morning glory) is the source of this 686-nucleotide messenger RNA. RefSeq names its product thioredoxin-like protein CXXS1. The record is from RefSeq and is a predicted model, not a curated record. Lineage: Eukaryota; Viridiplantae; Streptophyta; Magnoliopsida; Solanales; Convolvulaceae. The transcript is spliced from 3 exons. The coding region runs from base 107 to 484 and encodes 125 amino acids.
AUCCGGUUUCAAGAUAAAGAUUGGGUUACAAGAUAAAGAUUGCGCUAAUCAUUUUCUGAUUAUAGUAUUAGCCUCUGAGAAUUGAAGAGCCCAGACGAGAGCAAGAAUGGAGGCGCAUGAGCAGCAGAGUAAAUCGAGGGUUGUGAAGGUGGAUUCAAUGCAGUCCUGGGAAUUCCACCUAAACCAGGCCUGCAAUCAUGGCUGCCCAGUUGUGGCACACUUUACUGCUAUUUGGUGCAUUCCAUCUGUGGCAAUGAACCCCUUUGUUGAGGAGAUGGCUACAGCUCAUGAAAAUGUAGUGUUUCUCACAGUGGAUGUGGAUGAUGUCAAGGAGGUGGCAGCAAAAUAUGAGGUGAAAGCUAUGCCAACAUUUCUGUUGCUGAAGGAUGGGGCUCCGGUUGACAAGCUAGUAGGCGCCAACCCAGAGGAGAUUCGUAAAAGGGUGGAGAGCCUUGCUCAAUCACACCCAAUACCCGUCGUCUAGUAAAAACGCAGCUAUGCUCAAACAAUGUUUUCCUCAUAUAUUUGCCCUGUGUAGUUUCACUUUGUGAUGUAUUCUGCUUCAACUGUAGAUAUUACCAUCUGCUUCAACUUUAGAUCAUAGAUGUGCAAUGUCUGUCACCUUUCUUGAUCUCUGUUAAAGGCACCUUGUUUCCAGAAUAGUUGCUCUUUAUCAUUCUUGUCCA